AUGGUUGCGCCGUCGUCUGUCGCUCUCGGCUCCUCCGCCCGCCCCGCGUCCCCCGUUUUCGCCCGCCGCUGCACUGGCACCAGCGGCUCCCGCCAACGAGUCGUUCCUCCGGAGCUUCUCAUCCCCGUGGGUUGCGGCGCUAGCGGCGCCAGUGAUUUCGACGAUUCUGCCUCCUUUAGCUUCUUCGGUCUUGGCAGUGCCACUGGUUCCGCAAUGACGGGCACCGCGCUUCGUCGCGAUGGUGCCACCACUCCUAGGAGCCGAGUCUCCAUGACUCCUCCCCGCGGCCGCCCAUCUCCGCCAAGGUUGCGUGCAUCGUCCCCCCGCGUCUCGCGGGUGAUCGUCACUGCUGCUUCCGCCGGUUCCAGUGGCGGGCGCGGCCUCCCUUCCGACGAGCUUGCCCCCGGUACUCCCGGCUCCGCCAACGCUCCGCUUCUCUCCGUGCUUCCCGCGCAGUCCUGGAGUUCCCAAGGGGCGUCUCCGCGCGGAACGGCGCAGUCUUCGAGCCCGCACCAGCAUGCGGCGCACGGUUCCCCCAUGAGCACCAUCGCCCCCAUGGCCCCCUUGACCAGUUCCGCUAACCCCGCCGUAGCCGGCGGAAACUCCCACCGCGACUCCCACGUUUGCUCAGCAACUAACGUCACCGUCGCCGCCUCCGCCGCUGUUACCGCCGACAUGGCAGGCGGGAUCUCCGCCGCGCCCUCUGCCUCCGCGAUCCUCUCGUCUCUCCCGAGGCUAGCGUCCCUCCCCGCGCUUCCCGCUAUGCCCGCGCUGACCCUUGCGCUUCCGCGCAUGCGGCGGCAGAAGGAGUGGUUCCAAGAGGAGUCUCCCGCGAACGUGGCAGAUCUCCCCGUGGCGGGGCUGCGCACGGCGGAAGAGUUCGAGGCGGUGAUGAUGGAAGUAUCCAUGGCGGCCGGCGCGGCUAUGGGAUCGACUGAAGGCCGACUGGUCAUUGUGGAUUUUUUCGCGCCGUGGUGCGAUGCCUGCAAGGCCGUGUAUCCAACGGUGUGCGAAAUCGCUGAGAAGAACCCUGAUGUUGUUUUUCUCAAGUUCAACCUCGCGGAUAACAGAGACCUGGGCAAGGCCCUCGGAGUGAAGAUCCUCCCGUUCUUCCACUUCUACCGCGGCCAGCCUACCAAGCUCGACGCCGUCUGCGCGACCAUCAAGACUUAUCCCCGCCUAGAAAAGUUCCUGAAGAAUGCGAAUCUGUUGUGUGACGUGUGCGGUCAGAUCUGUGAGGGAUUUGCGAGCAUGGCCGCGGUUGAGUGCGUGCGACGGCCAUGGCGUGUCGGAGUGGUUGCCGUGGUCCUUGUGGUGACGCUGGCACUGCUCGUGCCUCGAGGCGUCACAGCCAAGCUCUCGUCCAUGACGGUGUUGGAUAGCCCAAUCCGAGACACUCAGUGGGUCGGACCCUCGGACGAGGUCGUGUUCACAGUAACGGAGGCAGGCCACGUGUGGGUCAGCAGGGAUGGGGGCGUGUCGUGGAACGACCAUUCUGCGCAGGGGAAGUUACCCGGGGGAACGGACAUUCCACCAGCCAAGGGAGCGUAUGAGCCGCCCAAGGGAGUGCAGGCCUUCUACUUCCAUCCCUCCACGCCAGAGAAGAUGUUCUUCCGAGGCGGAGGAGACACGCACUGGAUCACCACCAACGCUGGCGAGUCAUAUGACAGGGUGGAGGGGCCGGCAGGGCACAUGGGAGUGGCCACAGUGCGCCUACACCCCAUGGAGAGCGACUGGGUGCUGGCGAUGGUGCGACGAUGGGCGUGCUGGUCUAAGGACGAUACUCAGCGAGGCGGAUGCGCCGACGAUUUGUUCCUCACAAAGGACUUUGGCCGCACAUGGCAGAAUCUCACAGAGAGGGCUCAGGGCCGCAUUCUUGGCUUUGUGGACUUUGACUGGGGCUGGAGCAAGACCCCUGGCCAAAUGAACCACCACUCCAGCUACACCCGGGACACCAUCCUGGCAACGGUGUUUGAGAACCGGGACGAGGUGCGGGAGCAUCUGCGGGCGAACGGGGUGGCGCUGGCGACGGGGUGGGACGCGUACGUCGACUUUGUGCACACCAGCGACUACUUUGGCUCCAAGCACACGCGCACCGUGCCCUGCGGCAACCAGUUUGAGAUCAUGAACGACAAGCUCUUCCUUGCGGUGGCCGAGGGGUGCAGUGAGGCAGGAGCGCGCACAGAAGGCGGCCGGUCCGGCGUGCGGCUCAAGAUCUCCGCAGACUACGGCGGCUCCUUCCGGGACGCGUGCUUCCCGCGCCCGCUCGUGCAGCGCGGCUACUCGGUCGUGCACACGACGGCAGACACGGCGUUUGUGAACGUGGACUAUGCGGAGGGGUCGCGCGUGUCGCCGUAUGGAGACCUGCUCGUGGCUGACGAGUCGCUCUCGCUGUUCGGGUUGGCUCUGAGGAGGAAUGCGAGGAGCAUCAGCGGCGCUGUUGACUUUGCCGCUCUGCAGGGUCUGCCUGGAGUGUACGUGGCGAAUCAGCUCUCUGAAUACGUGGAACCCCCGGCGGCGAAGCAUGGUGGUGCGGGCACCACAGAGGAGGAUGACAUGACCUUCGCCCGCUCCACCACCCUCAUCACUUUCAACUCAGGCGCCUCGUGGGAGCCCAUCAAGGCCCCAGACUACGACACCAACCGCCACCCCAUCCACUGCGACCCGCGCGACGGCUGCUCGCUGCACCUGCACGGCACCACCAGCUGGAUCGGCGGCUCUGGCUUCGCCUUCGUCUACUCCCACGCCUCCACUCCCGGCCUCAUCAUCUCCACAGGCAACGUGGGGACGUUCCUGUACCAGGAUUCCACGAUCAACACGUAUCUGUCGCGGGAUGGAGGACAGACGUGGGAGGAGGUGGCCAAAGGGUCGCAUAUUUACGAGUUUGGGGAUUCCGGAGGGGUGAUUGUGAUGACGAAGCAUGGGUUGCACACGGCGUCGAACACGGUUAUGUAUUCGCUGGAUGAGGGGCUCACGUGGGAGGAGGAGACGUUUGCAGAGGCGGAGCAGCAGGUGGAUAUUUUUAACAUUCGCGUGGAGCCAGAUAACCAGGGGAAGAAGUUUCUCAUUCAGGGUCUGACGAUGGACGAUGGCAGUGGGAAGGCUCGGCAGGGGGUGCUGAUCUCUUUGGACUUCACAGCGCUGCCCGAGUACAAGCUCUGCAAGAGCAGCGACUACGAGUUCUGGACGCCCUCCGCCUCCCGCUGCUUCCUCGGCCAAAACAUCUCCAUCCAGCGCCAGCCCCGCUCAUCCAAGUGCUGGAACGGCGAGACAUACAAGCGCCCCGCGAAUCAGGUCACCGAGUGCGAGUGCUCCGAGAACGACUACCAGUGCGAUUUCGGCACCGAGCCCGACCCCAGCGAGCCAACCACGUGCCGCCACCUGUCCGCGUUCGCAGUCGACAGCUGUCCCGCCCUCGCCGGGAAGGGCUUUAAGCCUAACCCAGACAACAAGCGGCAGAUUGCGGGGGAUAAGUGCAAGGGGCACUGGUCUGGGGCGGGGAGCAAGAGUAGCUCCAGCUUCACUCCUGCGGAUCUUUUCCAGCGGGAAGCCAUGGCUAUCCGCUUCCGCUUUCCGCCCGCGUUCCUCCUCUCCCCCCCGUCCCGUCUCGAUAUCUGUGGACAGAACCGGAGCAACUCUCCCCGCUCCCCGUCGCAAUCUCCUUCGUUUUUCCGGCCGCUCCCGCCGCUCUCCCUCCUCUUACUCCUCCUCCUCGUCCUCCUCUCGCCGCCCUCCCGCCUCCCCCUCCCCUUCCCCCUCCCCCUUUCCUUCCCCCGUUCCGCUCCCCUCUCCGCGUUUGCGCGCGAGCGGAGCAAUCUUGGCCAGGACUACGACAUCUACACGGGUCCCGUGGACGCACAGUCCCUCGCCAACCUCCUUUUGCACGGCCAUGCGCACUCCGGUCCCCUGGCCUCUCUGCGCAAGGCCACGCGUGCCUUUGUGGACUUUCGCGCUGAUACCACGCGCAGGGGGCAGGCCCACGCAGAGGCGCAGCAGCUGGUGGAGAAAUUGCCAGAGGAGGCCAAGGAGAGCGGGGAGUAUUACCUUAAGGUCAUGGCAGCAGUCAUUGAAAAGGGGGAAGAAUACAUUGCCAAGGAGGUGGCACGGCUCAAGGGCCUGGUGUCGUCAGCCAGCCUGCCAGCAUCCAAGCACUCGCAGUUCCACCACCGCCUCUCCAUCCUCAAGGAGUUUGAGAUAAAGGAUGAGCUCUGA
Closterium sp. Yama58-4 is the source of this 4212-nucleotide messenger RNA. The record is from the annotation of a GenBank genome assembly. Lineage: Eukaryota; Viridiplantae; Streptophyta; Zygnematophyceae; Desmidiales; Closteriaceae.